This is a messenger RNA of Sclerotinia sclerotiorum 1980 UF-70, 1263 nucleotides long. RefSeq lists its product as hypothetical. The coding region runs from base 1 to 1263 and encodes 420 amino acids. Gene Ontology annotation, biological process: ubiquitin-dependent protein catabolic process. Gene Ontology annotation, cellular component: COP9 signalosome. The record is from RefSeq and is a predicted model, not a curated record. The transcript has 3 exons. NCBI's taxonomy places the organism in Eukaryota, Fungi, Ascomycota, Leotiomycetes, Helotiales, Sclerotiniaceae.
AUGGAUAAUUUCCUGUCCCGGAUGCUUUUAUUUCCCCCCCAUCCCGCGCCUUUGGUACCUCUCUCGGACUCGCAAUACGAUGCUGGUAUCACAUCGCAAAUCGAGACUUUGAAGAAAACAUCAGAGAAGACUUUGCUACAAAGUACUGCCGGUGGUGAAAGUCCUUUAGAUGUCAUCAACCCCUCGUUAAAUACUGUUCCAUAUAUCUACAUUUUAAAUGCCCAUAUCGCUGCAGCUUACAAAAAUGAGAAGGGAAUUAACAUCGACAACUUAUGGGAUAAAGCGACAAGUUUCCUACACAGUUUCGAUCCGAGGCAGAUUCGAUAUCUUGGUGAGGAACUGCAAGAUAUUAUGAGUUUUGUCGCGGAAGUUGCCUCGCAGCAACAUCAGUCCUAUGUCACGAUCAAAUCGAGCCUCACCACCAAACUAAAACCUCUUGAUGUUCUAGAGUAUUUCUAUUACAGCGGAUCAAUCUACAUUGGUUUACAUAAAUGGGAUGCUGCAUUAGAGAUGUUGGAGAAUGCUAUAACAUACCCGGUAAAUGAAGGUGGUGUGAGUCUCGUUAUGGUUGAAGCAUAUAAAAAAUGGUUACUCGUUGGAAUUCUCCAAUAUGGAAGGGUCCUCCAGCUUCCAAAAACCACUUCUGCUCCUGCCGCCAAAGCAUACCAUAUUAUUGCAAAACCAUAUGAAGCUGUCGCCAGCAUUUUUGAAACUGGAUCAGCUGCGCGACUAAAGAGCGAAGCUGAGUUCGGUCGACAAUUAUGGACUGACGAUGGUAAUUUUGGUCUAAUGUACUGUGUUCUGUGCGCCUAUCAAAAAUUUCAAAUCCGUAACCUCACUAAUGUUUAUUCGAAAAUUGGAGCUGCGGACAUUAUGAGCCUCACGACGAGUGCAGAAACUGGUGUAAAGUUGACUUCAAUUAAACAAAUUGAAGAUCUUAUUCAAAGCAUGAUUGCUGACGGCACCUUACCUGCAACUAUGAUUCGAGAUCAAUCUGGACAUGCUGUCCUCGCGUUCUCCCCAACUGGACCUGUCCUUUCAGAAACCCAGGUUCAAAUUGAUUUAGUGGCAUCGACUCGACGUAUCCAAUCUCUAGCCAAACAAAUCAAAGUCACAGACAGAGUAUUGACACAUGAUAAGCGAUAUCUCGACAGUGCUCAGAGAGCUAAGAGCAAAGCGAAGAAGGUUGGUGGUGUAACUAUGGAUCCCAUGGAUUGGAACACCGUAAUCGAGGAUGAGGAUAUAAUGACGGAGAUGUAUUGA